This is a messenger RNA of Arachis stenosperma, 4373 nucleotides long. Its product is annotated as pentatricopeptide repeat-containing protein At1g32415, mitochondrial-like. Gene Ontology annotation, molecular function: RNA binding; protein binding. NCBI's taxonomy places the organism in Eukaryota, Viridiplantae, Streptophyta, Magnoliopsida, Fabales, Fabaceae. Gene Ontology annotation, biological process: RNA modification. The coding region runs from base 464 to 2662 and encodes 732 amino acids. The record is from RefSeq and is a predicted model, not a curated record. The transcript is spliced from 4 exons.
ACCGUUUCAGACUCAAGCUCGUCGCGCUGUGUCCUCACCGUCUCAAGCUCAGUCGCCGCCCUUCUGCGCUCGCUUCGCCGGCGGAAGAACCAGACGGAACUAGCAUCUGCUCCCUCGGGUGGUGGUCAUUGUCGUCUUCUUACUUCCGCCGUCAGUUCAGUUGGUCAGCUUCCUUCCUUCGCCGUCAGUUGGUCCCUGGCAGGUGCUGAGGUUUGCAUGCAAACACACAUGUCAAAGAAGAAAAGCUGCUGUAUUGAACACUACACUCGGUGCACCUUUAUCUUGCACCACUUUAUGCUUCUGCAACUUCGUUUGCCAUUUGGCAUUAGGUGCAGCGAGUGAAUGUGCUGCUCAAUGGGGUCGUGAACGUGGUUGAAGGUGUGGUCCUUUGGCAUGGAGCUAAAAAUGUUUUAAGAAUAUAAGAUAGAUACGGAAAAAAAAACCUCAUUUUGAAAAUCUAUUGAUGCGCCCCUCUACUCUCAGAUACUUCCCUCUUUCAAAUGUCUCUCGCAAUCACAAUCUUCACUACCAUUCUCAACCCUUUAAUCAUGCUUUGCCUUUUUUCAGAACCAAUGGCCCAACACUCGAAUUCAAUGAUACUUUGCUCCUCCGUUACCUCUCCAAUGGCUGGCACCAUGAAGCACGAGAUCUACUUUACAAGUCCUCUCGAGGCCACCCCCAUGCUCGUAUUGUUCAUUGGACUUCCCUGCUCACAAAGUACUCGCGAGACGGUUUCAUCCGUGAAGCUCGAAUGCUGUUCGAUAUAAUGCCUCACAGAAACAUAGUCACUUAUAACGCGAUGUUGUCUGGGUACCUGCAAUCUGGCAUGCUUGAUGAGGCUUCAUGGUUCUUUGAGCAUAUGCCGAAGAGGAAUGUUAUUUCCUGGACUGCUAUGCUUGGUGGGUUGGCAGAUGCAGGGAGGAUUGGAGAUGCUUGGAGGCUGUUUGAUGAAAUGCCAGAGAAGAAUGUGAUCUCUUGGAAUUCGAUGGUGGCAGGGUUGGUAAGGAAUGGGGAGUGGGACAAAGCAAGGAUGGUUUUUGAACAGACCCCAGAAAAAAAUGUGGCUUCUUGGAAUGGUAUGAUCGCGGGUUAUGUGGAAAAAGGUAGAAUGGAUGAAGCAAGAGCGUUGUUUGAGGAGAUGGGGUGUAGGAAUGUGGUUAGUUGGACAAGCAUGAUUUCUGGUUACUGUAGGGUAGGCAAUGUGGAUGAAGCUUAUAGUUUGUUCCAGACCAUGUCGGAGAAAAAUGUAGUUUCUUGGACAGCCAUGAUUGGUGGAUUUACCUGGAACGGCUUGUGUGCAGAGGCAUUAUCGCUUUUUCUUGAGAUGAGACACUCUAAUGCAAUACCGAACAGUGAGACCUUUAUUUCUUUGGCCUAUGCAUGUGCAGGUUUAGGUUUUCCUACCCUUGGCAAGCAGUUACAUGCUUAUAUAAUUGUCAAUGGUUGUAAGCUUGAUGAUUAUGAUGGCAGGCUACAAAGAAGUCUCAUUCGGAUGUACUCUGCAUUUGGUCUUAUGGACUCAGCUCAAAGUCUACUAGAAAGUGAUGUGAAUAACUGUGAUGAACAAUCAUUUAAUUCUAUGAUAAAUGGUUACAUUCAGGCUGGUGAGUUAGAAAAAGCUGAAGAUUUGUUUCACAGACUACCCAUCAAAAACACAAUUGCAAGCACAUGCAUGAUUGCUGGCUAUCUUAGUGCUGGGAAAGUAUUAAAGGCAUGCAAUCUCUUUAAUAACAUGGUUGACAAGGAUUCCCUUGCAUGGACUUCAAUGAUUUAUGGGUAUGUUGAAAAUGAGUUGAUUACCGAAGCCAUCGACUUGUUUGCUGCAAUGAUGGCUGAUGGUGUUAUGCCAAUAAAUUCUACAUUCUCUGUUCUUUUCGGUGCUAUUGGUUCAGUUGCAUAUCUUGAACAGGGGCGCCAAUUACAUGCCAUGCAGUUGAAGACCAUAUAUGACUAUGAUUUGAUUCUUGAGAACUCUCUUAUAUCAAUGUAUGCAAAAUGUGGAGAGAUAGAGGAUGCAUAUAGGAUAUUCUCUAGCAUGUACUACCGAGACAAAAUUUCUUGGAACAUAAUGAUUAUGGGCUUUGGAGAUCAUGGGAGGGCUAGUGAGGCUUUAAAGGAGUACGAAAUCAUGCAUGAAUAUGGUAUUAACCCAGAUGGUGUUACUUUUCUAGGUGUCUUGACAGCAUGUGCUCAUGCUGGUCUUGUUGAUAAAGGGUUGGAGUUAUUUCGUGCCAUGGUUAAUGUUCAUGGAAUACAACCUGGUCUUGAGCAUUGCAUUAGUAUGAUCAAUCUUCUGGGACGAGCAGGAAAGGUUAAGGAUGCAGAGGAGUUUGUCUUGGGGCUUCCUAUAGAACCAGAUUAUGCCAUUUGGGGGGCAUUGCUUGCGGUUUGCGGUUUGGGUAAAACAGAUGUGGAUGUUGCUAGGCAUGCUGCAAAGCGACUGCUUGAGUUGGAUCCUCUAAAUAUCCCAGGCCAUGUUGCUCUCUGUAAUGUAUAUGCUGCAAAAGCUUGCCACAUUGAGGGGGCAAGUUUGAGAAAAGAAAUGAGGUUGAAAGGCAUGAGGAAGAGACCUGGGUGUAGUUGGAUUUUAGUGAAGGGUAGAGUUCAUGUUUUCUCAUCGGGAGAUAGACUGGAACAACAAGGAGAUACGAGUGUGUUUUAGCAUGAACGGAAAACAUUUAAAUAAAAUGAACUGAAAACCCUGACAUACCUACGCCAGAAGGAUUUCAAAUCAAACAGACCCAGUAGAUGAUAGAGUCGUCAUCAUCAACAGCAACCCUAACCAAUAUCCAUCCCAACCCAUCAUUCACCUCCACAUCAAAAAAGAAAUCUCAAUCAAUUGGCAAAGAUACGGUACAGAAGUAGCUAGAAUUAGGAUUUUUAGCAGCAGCUAGCUAGCUAGAAAUCUAAAAUAGAGUAUCUGGGAAAUAGGCAAAGAUAUGAUGUGAUUAGAAGAUAUGGAGUGAACUUGCUGCACUCGAUGAUUGCAUUGACCAGCGGUUGACGCAUAUUCAGAAACUUCCUGCACUGAAAAGAAAAAAAAAAAAAUCUUUUUGGGACCAAAUAUUCAAUUUGAACAUAAGCGAUUUCAAAAGGAUCCAAAAUAAAUGAAAUAAAAACCAUAAUUCACUUCUUAAUGUUUGAUCUUCUUUUAUAUAUUCUAAAAUUAUCAAUAAGUUUCUCUUUAGAUAUCAUUGUACUUACACACACCAAGUAUUAUGGCAUUCACUUUAUUGCUCUUUCAUAUUAAACCAAAGCUAGACAUACUCUUUCUAUUAGGUGUGAUUCAUCUAUUCACUUAUUUUUGUUAUUCCUAUUCUUUAGCCAACAAUAUCAUAAUUAAAGAGUAGAAAAAUUUCAAUGAAGAGAAAAAGAGAUGAAGAAUUUACAAUAAGAAAUGGUUAGUUGUUUCUUGUGAUUAUUGUUAUUUAUUUGAUUAAUGAUGUAUUACUUAUGUUUACAUGAGUUUAUGAAUAUCACCAAAAUUUUGUAUAUACGUGGUAUGUGGUUUGUAUAGUUGUGUUUAUUUUUUUCCCUCAGUUUUAGUAUUAAAAUUAUAUGUUUUUUUUAUAUAGAUCAAAAGACCUUUUUGUUCGAGAGUAUACUAACUUCUGAUUGAUCGAUAUUGAUUGAUGGAGGUAUAUAUACACACAGAUACACACAAAUAUGCUUAUAUGCAUAUAUAUUUUUUUUGUUUUUAUAAAUAGUGGCUAAUAAUAAUUGAGUUUUUAGUGCUAUUUUGUUAUCUUUUAAUUUUGGAUUUACUAAAUACAUUGGUUGACUUAGAUGAAGAUAUUAUCGAUGACACUCUCAAUAAUGUAUUGAGUAUUGACAACUCCUCUUGAUCUCAAGGAUCAUGUGAUGUUUACACCAAGUGAAAUGAAAGACAUCAAGCUGCAGACCCUCGAGUGUAUAGUGAACCCAUGGAUACUGAAAUUGUUGGUCUUAUUGUUGGUGACUUUGAUGGCUCCGAUACUGGACGUGAUGUCAUUGUUCAAUCUAGGAAUGGAGCGCUACAAUGUAUGUAUUCAUGAGACACAUACUUGCUACUGGCGAAUGCAAUAUCCUUUGUUGAACAAUAAUUGGGAGUAUUAGAGAAACUAAUUUGUUGAUGGACAUAUGGGUACAAGGAAGAAUAAUCUGGCUGAUUCAGUUGCUGAUUUUGGAUUGUGAGGCAAUGCUUUGAUAACUUUUGCCUGGUGAUGAUGAUGAUGAUCAACAUUAUUUGAUGCCAAAAAUGUUGGUGCCACAGGGAACAAAGGAAGUACAUCACCUUUCCUUUUCUUGCAAGGACUACUACUCCUACUACUUGUUGUGCUUCUAUCUUUAUCUUUUGUAACAUUAUUGGUAGUUCUUGGCAUUAUUUGACUUGU